Mus pahari (shrew mouse) is the source of this 775-nucleotide messenger RNA. It is a transcript of the gene Spmip3, whose product is annotated as chromosome 5 C1orf100 homolog. The transcript is spliced from 6 exons. The record is from RefSeq and is a predicted model, not a curated record. Lineage: Eukaryota; Metazoa; Chordata; Mammalia; Rodentia; Muridae. The coding region runs from base 198 to 641 and encodes 147 amino acids.
UUCUUCCCAUUUUCUAUAGGGUCUCCUGUACCCAAAACUUCAGACUCAUAAGGUAGCCAAGGAUGGUUUAGAACUCCUGAUCCUCUUGCCUCCACUUCCCAAGAGCUGGAAUUUCAGACGUGUGCCACACCCAGCUGAGGAGCUACAGGAGAUGGAGCCCAGGAUGUUGUAGAUGCUUUUUCAGAUGCCCCUCAGUCAUGUCGACCAUCCGACUACGAGAAUUUGUAGAGCGUCACCCAACGAUUCCACCUAGGCUGUAUAUCACUCACCAAGGAAGGGACAUCAAAGGCUAUUACCCUGGACAACUGGCAAGACUCCAUUUUGAUUACAGUGGGAGGAAGGCUCCAAGACCCCUUAUAGACUUGGCAAUUCCACUCAAGAGCACAACUCUGCAUCAGCCUCAAUUAGACCAGCAAACGCUCAUUCGAUACAUUUGUUCAAGAAGAUUGUCAAGGCCUACAGACUUGUGGCAUAAUGAAACGUCUUACCAAAGAGACUACUCCCUGCCAUUUUAUGACAUUGGUUGGGAUCGAAAAUUAGGCACGAUUUCAUUGCAUCCUAGACCAGUUAAUUCAGUACCAGAAGUCUACUGCUGUGGUGGUGAGAGAAGCAGCUACGCAAGAAGCACUUUUAAAAACUAAAGGCAAAUUGUUUGGAAAAUCAAGAUCCAACCUUGAGAACAUGUCAUCUGUUGAAGGGAAUAGCUGUGCUGUGCAGUACAGUGCUUGUCUGCAACACCACCACAUAAACGGGAAAAUAAAAAUGAUGUCAAUGU